CCAAUUGCACAACUACAGGAAAUGCCGAAUCUCUGGAAUGGCUGUUGCGGAAUUACGCCGGGAAUCCGUCACACGAUUUGACUACUUCAAAGCAACUUGUAUCAAUUACAAGUGGAGCAAAUGACCAAAGGGUUGGUGUGACAGGGGGUUGCUCGUGGCAACAAUUCCACUGGAGAUGAUCACCCAACUCGCUUGCUCUCCUCAGCUUUAUGGAGGAUCUUUGGAAGAAGACAGAUAAGCCCCCACAGGACUUAUUUUUCAUUCAAUACUGUGCUGAAAAGAGUGGGGACGAGUUGCCGUCUCUAUUCAGUGCUUUAUUCAUGUAAAGAAUGUCCAACAGCUGCUUUAAACGUCUGUGUUUUUUUUCUGUUCAAACAUAUCCAAACCGUUAACUGCAUCGUCGUAACAGCCCUACGUGUUCGCGUUGUUGUCGCACUUUGAUCCUGGCAACGCAACCCGGGCAACUGGGCGACGUUGCCUCCGGGGGUUGCCGCUCGGUUCCGGAGGAGGAGGAGGAGGGAGAACAUUGGGGAGGAUGGAGAUGCGGCGUAAGAGCUGAGGACGGAUAGACUCCGGUGUUGCCCUGCUAGAAACGUCCACGGCGACGGGAGGGUGAUGUGUGAGUAAGAGACCGUUAAUCCGCGGGGGACGGUGCGCAUUUGUGAGAUGUUUCAAGCCACAGAGCUGAUAACCAAAUUGCCUUCCGCCACCGAGAGAUAGCUGGUCUGCCGGAUGGAGACCCAGGAGUAAUGACAGCGACACCCAAGAUGCACCGGACCGGCGGAUUCGUUUCUCUUGUCCUGGCGUCCCUCGCCGUCUCCCACGCCGCCGGGGCCUUCUCGGGGGACACGUACGGAAACCGCACGGAAAACGGCAACGCGACGGAGGCCGGCUUCGUCCCGGUCGUGUUCACCAAGGUGAACCAGAUAAUUGCCCGGGAGGGGAGCUGCGCCGUGAUUGAUUGCAAUGUCACCGGAGAGCCGUUCCCCAGUGUCCAGUGGUUCAACUCCCAUGGAGAGCGUCUGGACACUGAGAUGAACGGGGAGAAGUGGUGGCUGCUGGACACCGGCGUCCUCAACAUCACAGGCAUUGAGUUUGCCGACCGCGGGAAGUACACGUGCAUGGCGUCCAACGCGCACGGCAGUUCCAACUGCACGGUGACGCUGCGUGUGGUCAUCACCAAAGGUGACAUGGGCGUUUACUACAUGGUGGUCUGCCUGGUCACCUUCACCAUCAUCAUGGUGCUGAACGUCACGCGCCUCUGCAUGAUGAGCAGCCACCUGAAGAAGACGGAGAAGGCCAUCAACGAGUUCUUCCGCACCGAGGGCGCCGAGAAGCUGCAGAAGGCGUUCGAGAUCGCCAAGCGCAUCCCCAUCAUCACCUCGGCCAAGACGCUGGAGCUCGCCAAGGUGACGCAGUUCAAGACCAUGGAGUUUGCGCGGUACAUCGAGGAGCUGGCGCGCAGCAUCCCGCUGCCGCCGCUCAUCAUGAACUGCCGCACCUUCAUGGAGGAGAUCCUGGAGGUGGUGGGGGUGGAGGAGAUGAGGCACACCUUCGUCCGCGCGGCGCCCGAGGGAUGCCGCGACACGGUCAGCAGGGCCAUCGGCGGCAGGGACGUCUUCACCAUCCUGCAGGAGAGGGAGAUGGGGCGGGAGCGCAGCGAGUCUCCCGCCGCCGACUCGGACAACUCGUCGGUCCAGGAGCAGCCGCAGCACAUCGCCAUCCAGGUGUCGGUCCACCCGCAGCUCGCCGUCACCAGCUACUGCAGCAUCGAGGCUCCGGCUCCGCCAGAGGCGGCACCCUCCUCGCCUCCUCCCCCGUCCUCCCCCCCGCCGACGACCGCGCCCGUCGACCACGAGGAGCAGCCCGAGGAGGAGGGAGAGGAGGAGGCGGAGCAGGCGGAGCAGGACGUCGAGGAGGAGGCGGCGGCGGCGCCGGAACCGACAGAAGCAAACGACACCCCCCCGUGUCAGGUGUUUUACGAGAGCCACGUGUGACGAGCUAAACCCAGCGAGUUGUCCUGCUAUGCAUUUCCACUUAAAGAUGAAAAAAAGAAGAAGGGUCAACGAAACAUUUUUUAAUUUGACAUUUUGGAGAAAAACAAUCACAUUUUUAUUCAUCCUUUCCCAAGCGUAACAAUCUCUUGAAACCUUUUUCCUGAGAAUAAAUCAUGAGGGUUUUUUAGACACCUGAGCAGGUUGUUCACUCUGGACUAGCUUGAAUGUACUUGAGAGGGGUAAUCAAUAAUAUUAGCAAUGCAAUUAGCAGUGAUUUGUAGAGAGACAUAGCUCAGACGAUUAUUUAAAGAACACGGGCGCUUGACUCAAAGGGGGAAAAUGAAUCUUCAGCUUUUAGUCUCCCACACUGCUCGGGGUUUUAUGUUCAUCACCAGAAAUCUGCCUCAAGCUGCUCUCUCCGUGUCGCUUUCCUCUCUGAACCCCGAAAGCUUCCUCAAACCGCUGCUGCGAGGUUUCAGGCGCUGUUAUCGCACGACAUCCUGCUCACAGAGAGAUGCAUGCUGGACCGAGAGAGACGGAUAGUUUGGUCACCAUUUCAUGAUUGUUCGGCUUCCUGUAAGUAGGCCAGGUAAAUCUGUGUGUGUGUGUGUGUGUGUGUGUGUGUGUGCAGUAUAUAUCCCAACCGGGUCAAACAGGCCUCUGGGUAGAGUUUUUGUCUGUUUCCUUUCAAAUAUUUUAAGAGUAUUAUUCCUACCCGUCGUGGUGUGGUUUUGUUCUUGGCUAGUUUAAGGAGCUUUUAAAAUACAGUUUGUCUUCUUUCAUCCUCAGUAUAGAAGAGUGGCUUUCUUUGUCUCUCCGUGCAGUUUAGGUUUUUGAUUUAAACCCCUCACUCGAUCUCAGCAUCGUGUCGCCUCUGCAGAAGCUUCCGUGUACAGCUGCAUUCCUGCUGCAUGUGUAGGUGGACACACUCAAAGGACUCUUUUCUUUGCCCGGCUCACGCUCCAGUCCGGUAGUGGUGAUGAACUGGAUGCUCUCCUGCUUUUUUCUGGUCUUCGUGAGAUGGCUUCUUUUCUUUCUUUUUUUUUUUGUAGUGGAAUAAAAUAAAAGUGCUGUGC
Molecule: messenger RNA, 3073 nt
Organism: Pungitius pungitius (ninespine stickleback)
Lineage: Eukaryota; Metazoa; Chordata; Actinopteri; Perciformes; Gasterosteidae
Gene: mfap3l
Product: microfibril associated protein 3 like
Exons: 3
Coding region: 750-1997 (415 amino acids)
Source: RefSeq, a predicted model, not a curated record